Molecule: messenger RNA, 759 nt
Organism: Zeugodacus cucurbitae (melon fly)
Lineage: Eukaryota; Metazoa; Arthropoda; Insecta; Diptera; Tephritidae
Product: larval cuticle protein 2-like
Exons: 2
Coding region: 145-516 (123 amino acids)
Cellular component (GO): chitin-based extracellular matrix
Molecular function (GO): structural constituent of chitin-based larval cuticle
Source: RefSeq, a predicted model, not a curated record
GCUCGUAGCAGAUUCCCGAUUUUAUGGCAAUGAAACUGGCUCUUAAAAUCGUACUGAAUCUGGUCUUAUAAAAGCGCUACCAAAUUUGGCAAACAGCAUCAGAAACAAUCGAGUGUUCUAGUCUAAUCCACACAUAUUUGCAAAAUGUUCAAAUACGUAUUACUUUUCGCUUUCGUCGCCUACGCCUCGGCUGCCGCUAUCAGCAGCAGUUCCGAUGAUGCUCACGCCCAAGUCAGCGUUCAGACCAAUAAAGUCCGUGUCGAUGGUUUCGACUCCGAACUGGAGACCAGCAACAGCAUCCAUGUUGUGGAACAUGGUGACGCCGAAGGUAACAUCAACGGCGAAUACGGUUGGGAUUCACCCGAAGGCGACCACGUCCUCAUUACCUUUGUGGCCGAUGCCAGCGGUUAUCACCCAAAGAGCGAGCUCUUGCCCACACCACCACCAACACCAGAGGCCAUUGUCAAGGCUCUCGAAUAUAUUGCAUCUCACCCCUCAAAGGAAGCUAAGAACUAAACGAUUUCCAUUACUAUGAUAUGAUAUUGCUUCGCACUGAUUAUGAAAAAAUGUGGCUGACUUCUCCUAGAGCAUGAAUUUUGACGAUGCUAUUGAUUUAGUCGGCGAUGUGAGAUUAUGAUUGACUGUAUUAUAGUUCCUUAUGUUUGCCGACUAUUUCAGUUUUACAUUUAAUGUUUUUGUAAAUACGUAUAUACUAUGUAUAGAAUGCAAAUAAAAUACUCCACUUGAUUGGUAAACUCA